AUGAGCUCCCAAAGAGAGGACUCGAUCCCUCACGAGCUGCGUACAGCUGCAGAGCCCCGACAGAACAGACUAUAUACCGUACAGAUAUGGCAUAUCGAGCAGGUGAACCCUACCGUCCGACUGCUCCGACUGGCGUUCCCUUCGGAGACACAGACCAAACCGGAAGAAACAGAAGAACCCUUCACCUUCCUCCCCGGUCAAUGGCUCGACGUCCACAUCCCUUCCAUUCCGCAAGCUGGCGGGUUCACCAUCACCUCCACACCCGCCGAUGCCCAGGUUCUCCCCUCGCCAGGACUCCCCACCGACCCAACCUGUGAAGAAGAACCUGAUCCCCCCCCGAUCAACCCCCAAGGCCGACCACCGUACGUGGAACUCGCCGUCCAGCAUUCGCCGGCGAGUGCCCCCGCCGCAUGGCUGUGGCGGGCCCGGGAAGCGAUUCUCGGCAAACACCUCAGCGUCCGGGUUGGGGGGAGCUUUGUCUGGCCGCCCACUGGUCUUGAUCCAAACGAAAUCACGAAUGUGGUCUUUGUUGCUGGGGGGGUUGGCAUCAACCCCCUGAUAUCCAUCCUCUCCCAUCUAAACAAUACUAGCACUGCCCAUCGAGACAUCCACUUCCUUUACUCGAGCCGUCUCGGCCCCUCCACGUCGCUAGACCAGCUGCUCUUCCUCCCUCGGCUCCGUGCAAUCGUCGCUUCCCAGCGUGAAUCGCACCGUCUCCAUAUCUCGCUCGAACUGUUUCUUACUGACACCCCGGCGGGUUCUCUUCCAGCGUCAUCCCCUUCAUCUGAUCUGACCAUCCACCAUCGCCGCGUGAGUGAGGCAGAUCUCCGCAGGGUGGUGAGUAGAGAGGGAAGCGUCCGGGCCAUGGAUACAGUCUGUUAUGUCUGUGGACCACCGGCCAUGACGGACGGUUGCGUAGCUUCGCUUGAACAGUGGCUUGAUGAGAGGCGCGUCAUUUGUGAAAAGUGGUGGUAG
This is a messenger RNA of Penicilliopsis zonata CBS 506.65, 975 nucleotides long. RefSeq lists its product as hypothetical. The coding region runs from base 1 to 975 and encodes 324 amino acids. The transcript is spliced from 3 exons. Gene Ontology annotation, cellular component: mitochondrion. The record is from RefSeq and is a predicted model, not a curated record. Gene Ontology annotation, molecular function: oxidoreductase activity. Lineage: Eukaryota; Fungi; Ascomycota; Eurotiomycetes; Eurotiales; Aspergillaceae.